Thyridium curvatum is the source of this 3192-nucleotide messenger RNA. RefSeq lists its product as uncharacterized. The record is from RefSeq and is a predicted model, not a curated record. The transcript is spliced from 5 exons. Gene Ontology annotation, biological process: glutathione metabolic process. Lineage: Eukaryota; Fungi; Ascomycota; Sordariomycetes; Thyridiales; Thyridiaceae. Gene Ontology annotation, molecular function: 5-oxoprolinase (ATP-hydrolyzing) activity. Gene Ontology annotation, cellular component: cytosol. The coding region runs from base 1 to 3192 and encodes 1063 amino acids.
AUGUACCGCAUCGGCGUAGACGUGGGCGGCACAAACACCGACGCCGCCCUGCUCGACGUCACGGCCCUCGACUCCCCCGGCCGGGGCGUCCUCGCCUCGCACAAGUCGUCCACAACGCCCGACAUCACGUCGGGCAUCGAGGCCGCCAUCGCCGCCGUGCUCCGGCAGUCGGGCGUCGCCGCCGACCAGGACAAGCUGAGCCGCCUGCUGUCCGUCACCGUCGGCACGACGCACUUUAUCAACGCGCUCGUCGAGGCCGACGCGCGGCGCCUGGCCCGCGUCGCCGUCGUGCGCCUCUGCGGGCCCUUCACGCGCGAGAUCCCGCCCCUCAGCGACUUUCCCGUCGGCCUGAGGCGCGUCCUCGACGGCGGGGUCACCUACCUCGGCGGCGGGCUCGAGAUCGACGGGCGCGAGAUCGCGCCGCUGGACGAGGAGGCCGUGCGGGCCGCGGCGCGGGAUAUCGCGCGGUCCGGCGUGCGGGCCGUGGCGCUGGUCGGCGUGUUCGCGAGCAUGGACCACGCGGGGGCGCACGAGCGGCGGUGCAGGGAGGUCAUGCUCGAGGCGGUGGCGGCCGAGGGCCUGCUGGCGCCGGGCGAGGAGUUCGACGUCGUGUGCUCGGGCGAGGUCGGGGGUCCGGGGCUCCUCGAGCGCGAGAACGCGACGGUGCUCAACGCGGCGGUCCUGCGCACGGCGCGGCGGGCCAUCGCCGGCUUCCGGAGGGCCAUGGCGCGGCUCGGCCUCGCGGCCUGCCCGCUGUACCUGUCGCAGAACGACGGGACGCUCAUCGAGGCGGCCGCCGCGGCCGAGUUCCCCAUCAAGACGUUCGCCAGCGGGCCGACGAACAGCAUGACGGGCGCGGCGUUCCUGGCCGGGCUGGACAAGCCGCACUCGGUGGUGGUGGCGGAGGGAGCACUAGGUGGUGGUGGUGGUGGUGGCCAGGAGAAACAAGGGGAGGAGGGGGGAGGGGAGCGAGGGGAGCCGCCGCCGCAGGUCCUGGUCGUCGACAUCGGCGGCACGACCACCGACGUGUGCGCCCUGCUGCCGUCCGGGUUCCCACGGCAGGCGCCCGGAUUCGUCGAGGUGGGCGGCGUGCGGACGGCCUUCUCGAUGCCAGAGGUCAAGUCCAUCGGCUUGGGGGGCGGGUCCAAGGUCGUCGUCGCCGCCGACGAGGCUGCGGGCGAGGUCGAGGUCGAGGUCGGCCCGGCCUCGGUGGGCCACUACCUCACGACGCAGGCGCGCGUGUUCGGCGGGCCGACCCUGACGGCGACCGACAUCGCCGUCGCGACGGGCAAAGUGACCGAGCAGCUCGGAGACGCCAGUCUCGUCGCGGACCUGCCGCCGCGGGUCGUGAGCAAGGCCCGCCUCCGCAUCAAGAAGAUGCUCGAGGCCGUCGUCGACGAGAUGAAGGUCUCGGCGGCGCCCGUGCACGUCCUCCUCGUCGGCGGCGGGUCCGUCCUGCUCGCGGCCGUCGACGGCGACGGCGACGGCGGGGAGCAGGAGCUCGAGGGCGUGGCGCGGUGCGUGCGCCCCCUGCACCACGGGGCCGCCAACGCCGUGGGCGCGGCCAUCGCCAGAGUGGCGGGCGAGGUGGACCGGAUGGAGAUCCUCGAGGGCCGGGACGAGAGGGCCGUGCUGGCCGAGGCGUGCGCCGAGGCCGUCGAGCGGGCGGUCGCCCGGGGCGCGGACCGGCGGACGGUGCAGAUCGUCGACGUGGCCAAGGUGCCGCUGCAGUACGUCAGCAACCGCGCGACGAGGAUCCAGGUGCGCGCCGUGGGCAAGCUGGCCGUGCCGGACGCGGCUAGCCUCGCGGAGAGGCAGCGGCAGCAGCAGCAGCAGCCAGGAGACGCCCGGGAGUCUGCGGCUGUGGACCUGAACGACGACGACGAGCCCGAGGGCGACAAGGUCCCCGUCCCGGACGCCCUGGAGCCGAGCUGCCGGCCCUCGCUCAGGGUCGACCUCGACGCCUACCGGCCCGAGGUGCGCGGCGGCGUGUGGUACCCGUCCGAGGUGGACCUCGAGCUCAUCGGCACGGGCGCCGGCGUCCUGGGCACCGGGGGCGGCGGGCCGACGCACCACGAGUUCCUCAAGAGCGUCGACGCGCUGCGCCGGGCCGGGCCGGGCAAGAUGCGCGUCGUCGACCCCUCGGCGCUGCGGGACGCGGACCUCGUGGCCUUUGGGGCGUGGUACGGCGCGCCGAGCGUCAGCAGCGAGCGCAUCUCCGGCGGCAACGAGAUGAGCCUCGGCAUCGACACGCUGACCAAGAUCAUGGGCAUCGAGAGCGUGGCCGGGAUCGUGUCGGAUGAGAUUGGUGGGCAGAACGGCCUGAGUGCAUUCCCGACGAGCGUCAAGUACGGCAUCCCGGUUGUCGACGCGGACGGCAUGGGCAGGGCGUAUCCUACCAUGUAUCAUACAACCAUGUACGUCUACGACCAACCGAUCUGCCCCGUCGUAUUGACGGACGGCCGAGACAACUGCUCAGUUGUGAUGAAUGGCGAGUCGCCAGCCCGCAUCGAGACGAUGCUGCGGACGACCGCCGUCGAGCUUGGCCUGAGCUGCGCCGUCUGCGCGCGCCCCUUGCCCGGCAAGGUGAUCAAAGAGCUGGCCAUUCCCAACACCGUCUCUCAGGCUUGGUACUUGGGCCGUGCCGUGCACGCAGCACGCAAGAACAAGACGAGCUACGUCGAUGCCAUUUUCGACAUUAACCCCGGCAAAUUGCUCUUCACGGGCAAGAUCGCCGACGUCCAGCGGGACAUCGGGCGUGGCUACACCAUGGGCAGCGUUCUCAUCGCACCGCUCAGCAGCGACGAGCGAGAGGGCGCCGGAGCAGGCAAGGUCGCAGCCCUGGCACCGAGCAAUCCUAGGAUGCAGCACAUGUUCAUUCCCUUCCAGAACGAGUAUCUUUACGCCGCCUUCACCGACGAGAACGGCUCGGCCGAGGGCCGAGAGGUGGCGUGCACAGUGCCAGACCUCAUCUCAAUCCUGGGCCAGGACGGCGAGGCGAUAGGGUCUCAGGAGCUGCGGUACGGGCUCAGAGUCAAUGUGAUUGCCAUGCCUGCGCACCCGCUCUGGAAAAUGGAGAAGGGCCUCAAGGUCGGGGGCCCAGAGAACUUCAAGCUCGACAUGCCGUUUGUCGGCGUGGGCGAGUACACGAACCCCAAGAGCGUGAUUCGUGAGUUUGGGAGUGGUGUCUAG